AUGCACGGUUUCCUUCGUGAUGGUUCAGUUGUCGUAGUGGCCAACUCUCUUUCCGUCGGAACUCUUUACGAUAUCAAUCUAGAGUUUUACCCUAACAAAGGUAGAAUAUAAAUUAGACGCUGUACUAAGCGAUAGAACACUGAGCCCAGCUAUAAUAAUAUAAACCUUGAUAUCAACCAGUUAACAACAACAAAAAACUAAUCUGAAUAUUCAAAAAUUCUCUCUCUCUCGAAUUAAUUACCGUAGAACCCGCGUCAGUGCACAAUGCCAAGAUCGCGUUGUGACCGAACGACGGCGGCAAUUCAAAGCGAGAAUACAGAGAGAGACUUGACACAAAAUGAGACAAGUAUUACAUUAUAAUAAUAAAAUAUAAAUUCUCGGAGAGAUCCGAUGGAAUCGGACAAAGAGAAGAACCGAAAACCCGGACCAGAGACCAAUCAAGAAGAAGAGAACCCCUAGCAAGGACAAGGAGAAGACCAAGCCAACGGCACAGCCAAGGCACUGGUCACUUCCAAAGAGUUUGGGGACGUCAAAGAGGAGAAGCCCUAGCCUGCAGAGAACGGAUGAAAACUCACAAGUGGAAUCCUUGGACUCAGGACCAAGAUGGGACUACUACUGGAGGCAACCAGUUGAAGGUGAGGACAUUGUGCCAGUCUAUGACCAUGAAAUAGAAGUUUUUUUUGCUCCAAAAGAGAAGAAAGCUAAGGAAAUGGCGGCUAGUCUACCUGGUCAAAUUGGUGGAGCAAUGGGCUUAAGAGAAUCAAGCAGAAGAUACGGAAAAAGCCCCAGUCUACCUUCUACUGAUUCUGAUCAAGAAGGCCCAGCCCCUCGAAGAGAGAAGCCAGCUUGA
Bursaphelenchus okinawaensis is the source of this 850-nucleotide messenger RNA. The record is from the annotation of a GenBank genome assembly. Lineage: Eukaryota; Metazoa; Nematoda; Chromadorea; Rhabditida; Aphelenchoididae.